UUUAUUUACUGUGAAUGCCCCCAGCAUGACCUUGGUGACGCUUUGCCGUUGCUAUUGCAGUCACAGCGGUGUUCAUCCAGUAUCUCCUUAUAUGGUAUUUUAUUUACAAUGCUCGUUGGUCUUGGCUCUCAGCAGAGGCGACUGUCAAGUGUUGCUGUUACUCUCUUUAUUUUCUGUUCUUUUUUUGUUCCAUCAUCUUGUUUUGGGCUUGUUUGCCUCUUUUUUUCCUCUCCGCCCAUCUUCUCCAUUUACGGAUCUUCUGCCCCUCUGUUGUGUUGUUUAUUUUUCUUCUUCCUCUCUUCCGAUUCCUGUCGGUGUUGCGUUGAUUGUAUGAGCACGGUUGUUUUUAUUUUCCUUUGCUCCAAGAACCCAUCCAUCUACUUUUGGCCGGCUAUUAUUAUCACUGUGGUACCUCAGCCUCUUUUCUGCUAUUAUUUUGCGUCGUCUUCCCCCCCGUUUCCGUUAACAUACGGUGCAAAGUGUAUUCGGCUUAUUUUUUCCCCUUUAUUUUUCCCGCCUUGUCGCAAACUAAAACGCAUUCAGACUCGCUCACCUGAGCGUACGCCAGCUCUAUAUAUAUUUCCUUUUUCCUCAUAACCCUUUCUAUUUUUUCCUCUUGUUGAGUUCGUCACUUUUGUUAGUAUUCGCCUAUUUCAUUCUAUUUUUUGUUAUUGUCCUUUCGUCUAUUUUUAAACACGAGCUGCAAGAAACAACAACUGC
This is a messenger RNA of Kickxella alabastrina, 720 nucleotides long. RefSeq lists its product as uncharacterized. The transcript has a single exon. The record is from RefSeq and is a predicted model, not a curated record. Lineage: Eukaryota; Fungi; Kickxellomycota; Kickxellomycetes; Kickxellales; Kickxellaceae. Bases 109 to 597 code for a protein of 162 amino acids.